Messenger RNA from Neurospora tetrasperma FGSC 2508, 1290 nucleotides. RefSeq lists its product as uncharacterized. The transcript is spliced from 4 exons. Bases 1 to 1290 code for a protein of 429 amino acids. Gene Ontology annotation, cellular component: nucleus. NCBI's taxonomy places the organism in Eukaryota, Fungi, Ascomycota, Sordariomycetes, Sordariales, Sordariaceae. Gene Ontology annotation, molecular function: exonuclease activity; nucleic acid binding. Gene Ontology annotation, biological process: ribosomal large subunit assembly; rRNA processing. The record is from RefSeq and is a predicted model, not a curated record.
AUGGCUUCUCGACAACAGACCUCCCACAUGGCCCAUGUGCAGCUCAUGGGCAAAUCGGCAAUAGGCCGUCAAGUCGCCGAGCCCAUCGUCGUCUCCGAAGAAUACAUGCAGUACCUGACCAAGCUGAUCCCAUCUACACCGGAACUCAUCAAAGCCGGCUUCGUAGUGAGUCCGCUCACGCAGACGGAGCUCCAAGCGAAGAUCAAGUGCAAGAAAUGCCAUAAGAGAUGCACAAAACCUGAUCGUCCACCUAGAGACAGAAAACCCUCCCACGCCGGCGAGGGGUCCAGUAAUGGCAGCUUUGCCAAUGAUACUACCUCUACUGCGUCAAACGUUGGCUCGAGCCACACGUGUAGACUCAGAAGCCAUGGCGAGCUGCUUGACGAGGGCAAGCAGACUGAGACUACAGACCUGGACGCGCCACCAUCCCCUUCUCAAUUCCGCCCCGCCGUCGCCAUCGACUGCGAAAUGGGCGUCUCCUCCGACUUCGAAUCCGAGCUCAUCCGUCUCUCCUUAAUCGACUACUUCUCAGGGCAAAUCCUCAUCGACCGCCUCGUCCGCCCCAAUGUUCCAAUGCAACACAUGAACACGCGAUACUCUGGUGUGACUAGGCAGGAUCUCCAAAACGCCAUACGCAACAGGACUUGUAUCCUCGGUGGACUGGAAGAGGCGCGCAAAGAGGUGUGGAAGUUUGUCGGGCCGCAGACUGUUGUAGUUGGGCACUCGGUAAGGAACGAUUUGAGUGCUUUAAGGUGGAUACAUAAACGGUGCGUGGAUAGUUUGGUGGUGGAGGAGGGGGUGAGGAGGAAGAUCAAGGCCAAGGAGGAGGAGGAGGAAAAGGAGAAGGAAAAGAUGAGGGAAAAGCAGAAAGAGGAGAGGUUGUUGGAGAUAAGCUUGCAUUGUGGCCCGGGGAUGGCGGAGGAGACGAGAAGGAUGAUGGAGGAGGAGGAGAUUAAGGAGAAGGAGAAGAUGAAGAAGAUGAGGGGGAAGAGGGGGGAAGAUGGCAUGUCGUUGAAGGCGCUGACCAAGAAGAAGCUUGGUCGUGUGAUUCAAGAUGCUGGGAAGAAGGGGCAUGAUAGCGUUGAGGACGCUGUGGCGGCCAGGGAUCUGAUUCAUCACCAUAUUUUAGGUUUGAUGCAGAAGGGUAAGGAGAAGAAGGAGGUCGAGAGCGAGGUCAAGAGGGAGGUCGAGAGCGAGGUCAAGAGGGAGGCCGAGGCUGCUUUUGCUCAGGUACUGGCGGAGGGUACCAGGGAUGCGGAAAUGGGUUCUGUUUUUGCCGCUUUCCCAUGA